Messenger RNA from Ceratina calcarata, 3834 nucleotides. RefSeq names its product zinc finger protein 350. The coding region runs from base 310 to 2424 and encodes 704 amino acids. Gene Ontology annotation, molecular function: zinc ion binding. The record is from RefSeq and is a predicted model, not a curated record. Gene Ontology annotation, cellular component: nucleus. Gene Ontology annotation, biological process: regulation of gene expression. The transcript is spliced from 3 exons. NCBI's taxonomy places the organism in Eukaryota, Metazoa, Arthropoda, Insecta, Hymenoptera, Apidae.
CGUUGUUCCUUUUAUGAUUUGACACUCGUGUAUUUAUAUGCAGAUUGAAAAGAGGUUUUGAAUUUUUAGCGCGUUUCGUUACCCUUUCGUUGUCGCUAUAAUCACACACAAACUGCAAAUGGCCACGGUUGUAAUUCACGUAGUCCCCGAAAUGCGAUAUCAAGCAGCGGAAUCUUGUUUUAUACGUGAAACAACAUCGUCAACGAUGAUAACGCGGCAGUGAUCGUUGUCACGCGUACGUUGAUACGGGAACAGGACUGAUCGCGAUUUUUUCUAAGGUCGCGCAAUUGAGUUUUCCGCGGGAAAACAAUGUCCGGAUAUCAAAGAGUGAAUUAUUACGAACUGUGCAGAUUGUGUACCAGCAGCGAAGGAACCAAAAUGAACAUCUUUCGCGAGGAAGGUCGUAGGCUUCAGCUGCAAACGAAGAUCCAGGCUUGUUUACCCAUACAGGUUUUGGAGGAAGAUUCUUUACCAAAAAUUGUUUGCCACGAGUGUGUGAAGAAAUUGGAAAAUUUCAUUGAAUUCAGAGAAACAGUUAUAAGUGCUGAGGGUAUGUUAGAAUCGUAUUUUACUUCCUUACGAUUUUCUGAAGAUUUCCUGAAGGAAGGUAAAGUUUAUGUGAAGAGUCCUGACAAGGAUAGGGCAGACAGAUCAGGAACGCCUAAUAAUGAAGUAUUAAAGUCAAUAGAAAAAGUAACACCUCCAGCUGAAACUCAGAUAAUAACCGAUGAACCACAAAUGCAACAUGAACAACCUGUUGUUGUUAGUAAUAUAAAUGCUUCUAACAUUCAAAUUAUAAGUGGAGUUCAAGCAAGAGUUCAGCAAUACAAAUGUGCAAUGCAGAUGCAACCGGGAGGUAUGACAGCAGCUGUCGUAGAAGCAACGGCUGAAACACACUAUACUUAUCAGCAACAGACUUCGCAAGUAUCUCCCCAACAAUCAAACGAAGCACAAAAUCAAAUUAACGAUCAACAAAACCCGAGCUCGCAAAUUCAAGUGCAAAAUCAAAUUCAAAACCACGGUCAAAUAAAUCAACAGAUCCAACCGCAAAGACAGAUCCCGCAACAAAAUCAAACACAAGUUGGUCAACAAAAUCAAUCGCAGAUAACGCAGCAAAUUCAACAAUUACAAAGACAGCACACACAGCUUCAACAGAUUGAGAAACAGGUGCAGAUCAAUGCACCACAAGAGUUCCCUGUCAAACAGGAACCACAAGCACAAGUGGUACAUCAAAAUAAUAAUAUCAGUUUAAAAACAGAAUCUGAUAGCAAGGACAGUCAACAAAUCAUUCAGAAGGUACAGUCUGAAAACCUAAAGAACGAAAAUGGAACACAAGGCUUUACGACUGUACAAGCCGCGCCGGAGGUAUUUCUAAAUUUAGGAUUUAAGGAAACUCCGUUGGUGGUCACGCAAACAAUUCCUGAAGAUUCAAAAGACUUUAAGUCGGAAGACUCGAUGUCGCGUAAUUCGAUUGGACAGAUAUCCGAAUUUCUAAGAAUUAAAUCAGCGCCUGAACCAACGUCUUUGAUUACCGUGAAUCCUCAAGCUGUAUCUCAAGUUCAUAAUCGUACUACCUGCAAAGAGUGUGGCAAAAUAUUCAUCUCUAUAAAUCAGCUGAAUAAUCAUGCUUGUUCCGUUCAAAGUACUCUGAGUGAAACUUCCGAUACCAGUAGUAAUAAGGAAGAGACACAAAUUAAUAACAGUUCAUUUAGUUGUGACGUUUGUGGUAAACCGUUCAAACGAAAAGAACAUCUUUAUCAGCAUAGAAAAUUACAUACUGGUGAACGACCGUAUGUAUGUACAACGUGCCAAAAGGCAUUCAGUCGUAAGGAACACUUAGUUAGGCACUCGGUAUCUCAUACAGGUGAAAAGAUGCAUGAGUGCGACAUGUGCGGCAAAAGUUUUUCACGGAAAGACAAUCUACACAAACAUCGUAAAACACACGGCGUAUCGGGCCCAUACAUUUGUGAAACCUGUGGAAAAUCGUUCGUGGUAAAACAUUAUUACUUAAUGCAUCUGACAACCCAUGCGUCAGAUGUUGGAAAUGAUCUAAAUUAUCCAGAUCCUUUACCAUAUAAAUGUAACAUGUGUCUCAAGGCAUUCCCUAUAAAACAAUAUCUCACAAGUCACAAACUUAAGCAUAGAUCCAGGAACAGUAACAAUACUUCUCAGAAUACUGUGAACAAUCAUGUGCAGCAGCAGCAGCAACAACAAGAACAACAACAACAAACACAACAAUCAAACACUACAAACAAUGUAAACAUAGUGACUAAUAACGUUGCCAAUUCUGAGAAUCUAAACAGUAACAAUGAACAGUCUAACAAUGAACCGACGGUCGAGAUGCAGAGUGUUAUCGAAAGGAACGAACAAGCAAACAGUUCGUUUAACAACCAAUAUCAUAAUAAUGUACAAGAGUUUCAAUGAGAUAAGGGAAAGCGUGUCUAUUAUGUUCUCUUGCCAAACGGUAACAAUCAUAAGAUUGUUGUUAUGUGAGCAUGAGAUAUUUUACGACGCGCUAAAAUAUUUUCUUAUAUCGAAAUCGCUGUUACUCCGGAAGUGACUUUUGUACUUUAAUAAGAUGCGAUAUUAUUUUCACAACUUAAAUAUUAUUUUCAGCGGACUUAAACAAUUAAUCCUUUCAAUUGUCAUUAAUCAGUUGAUCACAAACGUCAAAUCUUUAGUGGCUUAUGAGCUUAACUUGGAGUAAUUUGUACAUAUAUUUAUCGGUAUAGUAUUACAUAUAUUAAAUGCAUGCUACGUUUUGUACGAAUGCACACUGUUAUUUAAAGUUCGGAGAAAUUGUGUGCCACACGAUUCAAACGUAUCUAUGUAGAUAGUCAUGAGGUUGUUCCAAUACCUGAUUAGAUACGUAUUUUCAGUCUAUUGACUUGAAGCAAAAAACGAAGAAUGAAAUUCAUGUAUCAGAAUAUUAUCUAUGAAAGAUUAUAUAUUACUUUAGUUACUUAAUAGAAUUAGGAAAGCAUGCUAAAAAUAGUAAUGUAUUCUUAUUUCAUCAAUAUACGUCUGUUAUAUAUUUUACCGAUAGUUGUUGUUGAGAUCUAAAUUGAUUUUUCGUAUUACAAACAGUUUUACGAAAACAUUAUGAUUUAUCUUUUUGUUUUGUGCAAUAUGUGUUGUAGUGAUGUAUGUUAGACAUACAUCAAGGCCAAUAAUUUUUUCCGUAACCAGUGAUUGCAACAAUCUAUGACUUUUUCACAAAGUAUUUUAGAACUAUAUUGUUUGUAUGUAACUUAGAAUAUUUACGAAACAAAAUCUCUAAGACCAAAGAACUAUAUAUGUUAUGUAUAAAUUGGGUACAUAUAUAAUAGAAAAAUAAUUUCAGAUAUAAAUCUGAUUAGCUACGUAAAUAUAGGUAAUUAAGAUUUCGGUUUAAGCGUACAUACGAUGUGUGCAUAUUCUGCAUAUAUUACAUAGUAGGUUAUAUGCAGCGACUGUAAAGUCGUUGUUUUUUAACAAAUGUGAGCGUGCCAUACACUAAACUGACUAAAUUCUUUAAAUAAGCAUGCAGGAAAUUAUGAUUGUCAAAUUUCUCAAUGGACGUACAAUAUCGACCAAAAUCGAGAGAAUUUAUGUUUCAUAAGCCACGCAUAGUUUUAGUUUCUCGCAUCCGUAAUUUAUAUAUAAUUAGCAUUUGCUAUAAAUUAACUUAUGUUUCCCUUUUUUUCAUUAAACGCAGAAGAAUCGGAAACAGGGGGCAGCUAACAGCUAUAUUCUCAAAAGGUCUCUGUUGUGUGUCAUUAAGGUUGUAUGAGCCGUAAGAUUUCUGCCAAAAGUUUAAGCAUGUAAUAAAAAUGUGUGUCUAAUAUUUGAAGU